Balaenoptera ricei (Rice's whale) is the source of this 1700-nucleotide messenger RNA. It is a transcript of the gene MSC, whose product is annotated as musculin. NCBI's taxonomy places the organism in Eukaryota, Metazoa, Chordata, Mammalia, Artiodactyla, Balaenopteridae. Gene Ontology annotation, molecular function: DNA-binding transcription factor activity, RNA polymerase II-specific; RNA polymerase II transcription regulatory region sequence-specific DNA binding; protein dimerization activity. The transcript has 2 exons. Bases 87 to 683 code for a protein of 198 amino acids. The record is from RefSeq and is a predicted model, not a curated record. Gene Ontology annotation, biological process: skeletal muscle tissue development; regulation of transcription by RNA polymerase II.
CUGGCCCCCGCCUCCGCGAGGGAGCGGAAGGCGGAGGCCGCGAGACUGGCCUGGGGGCGGAAGGCGGGGGCGUGGGGGACACGGCGAUGUCCACCGGCUCGGGGAGCGACCCCGAGGAGAUGGAGCUGCGGGAGCUGCAGCGCGGGUACCCGGUCCCCGUCUCCAAGAGGCCGCCCCUCCGCGGCGCCGAGCGCAGCUACAUCUCGCCCAGUGACAACUCGUCCGCGGAGGAGGAAGACCCCGACGGCGAGGAGGAGCGCUGUGCGCUGGGCGCGGCCGGCGGCGCCGGAGGCUGCAAGAGGAAGCGGCCCGGGGUGGCGGGGGGCGGCGGUGGCAAGAAGCCCCUCCCGCCCAAGGGCUCGGCGGCCGAGUGCAAGCAGUCGCAGAGGAACGCGGCCAACGCCCGCGAGCGCGCCCGGAUGCGCGUGCUGAGCAAAGCCUUCUCCAGGCUCAAGACCAGCCUGCCCUGGGUGCCCCCCGACACCAAGCUUUCCAAGCUGGACACGCUCCGGCUGGCUUCCAGUUACAUCGCGCACCUGCGGCAGCUGCUGCAGGAGGACCGCUACGAGAACGGCUACGUGCACCCGGUGAACCUGACAUGGCCAUUUGUGGUCUCGGGACGACCCGACUCUGACACCAAAGAAGUUUCCGCAGCCAACAGAUUAUGUGGAACCACCGCUUAGAUCGAACUCGAACUCACUUGAAUGGAUUAUUGGUUAAGCGAGUGUGUUUGGGGGUCAGGGAGAGAAGGGAGAGAGCGUGAGAACCCCCGAGAAUGGGAGGACAGUUCCAUUGGAUUCUCCUAGACUCCCACCCCGGGACUGUGAACUCGACAGGUGGCGGGCGUGGGGUGCAGCCCCAGGGUUCCGCGGCGCGGCCGUCAUCGCAGGAUGCGGACAGCUAGGCUGCCGCGGGUUUGGGCGACGACACUUUACACGCGGACCCAGCUCCAACCUCGGGCUUUAGCAGUGUAGACCAACGCCGGCGCGGCAGUCUGAGCCCAGCGCGCAGCCGCCUAGGCGUUCGUUUCCAGGCUGAGCCAGAUCUACGUGGGUGAUGGCACAACUCUGCGCAGCCCAGGCCUUUCGCGGUUAGGUAAUUGUUAGAACGCGCUCUCGACAAUCGGCUUCGGAGACGGAGGUCUUCACGUGAGACCUACCUGGGGCGCGUCUUUAAGUUGCAAAGAGAGUGUGGCACACCUGGGCCAGGUUUGUAUCCCACGGGGCAGCGCCCUUCUGGCGGGCGCACGAUGCCCUCUCCGCUCGGGGAGAGGUGGAGGCGCGCUUUCUGAGACCAGCUCAGCUGGGUUUGCCAGGAGCGGCCCUGGCGGUUCGGCUUUCAGGUGCGGUCCCCCCUCUCACUACCCCCAGGCGUUCAUCUCUCCGAAACCAGGCUUCCGUCUCCCCCCUCCCCUUCUAGGCUUGAGCCUCCCAUCCGGCUCUCCCCACUGAACCCGGCUCGGGUCUCCUUCGGCACCUCCCUCUGCUCCCUCCUCCCACACCUACUUGCAGCUCCCCUCCCCCCCCCCACUCCUGACUGUCCCCAGCUGGCCUCCCCGCUCGGGGUGGCCCCCGCCUCCAACACUGCCUCUCGGCGUCCACGUUCUUCCUCCGGCGGGGCGGGGCGCCGAGGCUGUCCCGUACCUAGUGACCCUGCUCCGGGGGAACGCGCCGCUGCGCCAGGCUGCACUACCACAGUAA